AUGGCAGCACAACAAAAACGCCUCAUAACCCAGCCCACCUCCAAACUCGGCAAACUCGACAUCUGCACCAUCCUCCGCAAAGAAGAUUCCUGGACCCUCCUCCCCCGCCCCACGCGCGAAGAACUUUACACCCUCCUCCCCGCCCCUCGCGCCGGAGAACCAGCACACGACCCCGACGUCCAUCCUUUACGCACGAACUUGAAACCGUUCAUCGAGGAGGAGCUGCGCGUAUGGCAGGAGGAUUUGAAGGAGGGACGGGAGGCGAAGAAGUGGCGGGUCGAGGCUAUGCAGGCAGGGAAGGAUCGGAGGGAGGGGAAGUUUGAGGAGGGGAUGGAGGUUUGUAGGGAGGAGUAUUGGGGGAAGAGGGAGGUGGGGGAGGAGUUGGUCAGGCAUGAGGAUGGGGUUAAGGGGGAGGUUGGGUCGGAGGAGGCUAAGGAUGCGGAUGCUGCUGAUGUUUGA
Molecule: messenger RNA, 459 nt
Organism: Saxophila tyrrhenica
Lineage: Eukaryota; Fungi; Ascomycota; Dothideomycetes; Mycosphaerellales; Extremaceae
Exons: 2
Coding region: 1-459 (152 amino acids)
Source: RefSeq, a predicted model, not a curated record